AUGACCCUGAACACGCAGCCCGGGAGCAGGAGCCCGCUGCGGCGGAGGGCCAGCACCCCGCUCCCGCGGCCGGGGGGCUCCGGGGCCGCCUCGCGGAGUGAGCCCUUUCACCCCCAGCUCGGCCACACCGCCUCCGAGCCGGGCGGCAGGGCCCCCCGCGGCAGCCUGUGCCCCGACUCCGCGGGCUCCCCCAGGCUCAGGGAGCCCCGGUACCGAGUGGUGCUGCUGGGGGACCCCGGCGUGGGGAAGACCAGCCUGGUCAACCUCUUCGCCGGCGUCCAGGAGAGGGACCCGCUGGACCAGCACGGAGGGGUCGCGUACGAGCGCAGGCUGACCGUGGAUGGCGAGGAGACCACGCUGCUGGUGCUGGACACCUGGGAGUCAGAGCAGCGGGUACGGCGGGGCUGGCGGCGCAGCCACUGCCUGCAGAUAGGGAAUGCCUACAUCAUCGUUUACUCUGUCACUGACCGGGACAGCUUCGAGAGUGCCUCGGAGCUGCGCAUCCACCUGCGCCGGGCACGCCAGGCCGAGGACAUCCCCAUCAUCCUGGUGGGGAACAAAACUGACCUGGUGCGCUGCCGGGAGGUGUCUGAGGAAGAGGGCCAGGCCUGUGCUGCUGUCUUUGACUGCAAGUUCAUUGAGACGUCGGCGGCUCUGCAGCACAAUGUGGACGAGCUCUUCGAGGGGGUGGUGCGACAGAUCCGCCUCCGCCAAGGGGGCAAAAAGUCCCACCUGCACCCCCCGCCCGGCCAGAAGCACAAGGAGAGCCUCGCUAGCAGAGCCCGGCACUUCCUCGACAGGCUGGUGGCCAGGAACAGCAGCAAAGUGGCCCUCAAAGUCCGCUCCAAGUCCUGCCAUGAUCUGUCUGUGCUCUGAGAGCCACGCUCCUGUCCCUCCCCACGCGCCGGCUGGGACUCUGCUCUCUGCCAGCAGUGUGGCCAGUGGCUCUGUGCAGAGCUCAGACUGGGCUGCAGUGAUGCUGAGCACGUGGAGCUGUUUUCACUGGUGCUGAGGGAUGUGAAGGUGCUCUGGAUCCGGCCAUUCCCUCCAGGAGAGGGGAUAAGUGGGAUCAGGUCCGUGGAGUGGAGGAUGGGAUGGGUUCCUGCACUUGGAGUGGUGAGGUUUUGGAUCACAGCUGCUCCUGCAGAGCCAGAGGUGAGGGGUGGCUGUGCCCCAGAGCUGGGCUGGAGGCUACCAGGAGUGUGGCAGGUCCCACUCGCAGUGCUGUCCUUUGCAGGGCAGCAGGGACUGGCAAGGGCACUGGGCAUUGUCAACCUUGGAUGGCCUGGAGCCUGGCUGGGAAGAGGGGGCAGGGGAGC
This is a messenger RNA of Agelaius phoeniceus (red-winged blackbird), 1319 nucleotides long. The record is from RefSeq and is a predicted model, not a curated record. NCBI's taxonomy places the organism in Eukaryota, Metazoa, Chordata, Aves, Passeriformes, Icteridae.